GAUGAGUGACGAUUAUUGCACUUUAUUUUUCAAACUGUAAGUUAAAGUUUGCAAAUUUUCAUCAUUCACAUUUGCGGAACUAGGAAACGCAGGACGUGGUAACUGUUACUUCCAGUUAAUAUAAAGUACCUACCAACGUCGUAUUAAAUUUUGCACCUGCACGCGAAGCUGCUAAACGCAAUAGAAUCAAAAUGACUUUGGGAACUUACAACAGGCAUCAAUCAGUAAAGAAGAGGCAAGCGAAACUGGCAGCAGCAUUUCCUCAAGGGAUAAGAUGCCAAAAAUGUCUGGAGUAUGGGCACUGGAGCUAUGAAUGUACCGGAAAACGCAAAAUUCUGGUUCGACCCUCCCGCACUCAGGUUUUGAAAAAAAAUUUGAAGGCCAAAAAGGAUAAGUGCAGUGGUGGCAAAUGUGAUCUUCCUAUUAAAAAGAAACGCAACAAUUACUGUCAAGACUGUUCAGAUGAUGACUCCACAUCAGAUUCAUCAUCUAACAGCUCAUCAUCAGACAGCGAGUCAGACAGUGGCAGCGAGGAUGAAAGUGGUAGCAGCAGUUGCUCCGACAGCAGCAGCGGAUCAGAAUCUGACUCUGGUAGUGACUAAUUGUAUGUAAAGUUAUAAUUCUAUAUGAGCAGUGUAAUAUGUCAUAAUUUUUUCUUUAUUAACAUGUUUUAUAGACUUUAUAUUCUUUAUUUAACAAAAAUACAUGAAUAGUCAUUUCAGUUUUUCAUUAAAUUAAUUUGGAACUAAAAUUGAGAAAAUAUUGGACUAAUCUGACAUAUCAGUAUUAUCAUGCUAAUAUAUUAAAAGAUCAUUUUGAGGAGAUUUUCUUUAAUUAUCUGUUUCAAAUAACAUUUCAUUUCUUUCUUACUAUUUCUUCUUAUUUAGACAUUGCUCAUUAGUUGAAUAAUGCUGGUCAUUUAAAGAUAUGGAUAUUUUUUUAUUUAUGCAGACUUGAUUGAUUUAUUAUAUUUAGAAUUUAGCAUGUUGAUGAAUGUUACCUGAUUUAGUGUUUAUUGUUUAAUGAUUGUAUUAUAAUGGCUCUAAUGAUGGCGUAGUUUUGAUAAUAAUGGGAAAAUUUGAAUUUUCUUCCAUGAGAAUAAAUGCAAUUUGUGUUAAAUCUUAUGAAAAGUUUUUUGAUUGUAAAUUAUUGUGUCAACAGUUCUUGUAGAAAGGCACAAUGUACAGUAAUAUUUAUAAUUGAUGAUAUGAGUCUCAAUUAAUUUAAAAGUAUAUAUGAAUGAUUUUAGAGUUUAACUCUGGUAGUGUAAAAGAGGCUUUGUAAUUAAUGCUAAUUUUAUUUUGUUAAGACUGUAUGUGUAAAUUUCUUAAGAUAAAUUUUAGAUUUUAAAGCCAUACAAUUUUGAUGUCGAAAUAUUAAAUAAAAUAAAUGAUUU
Pieris napi is the source of this 1396-nucleotide messenger RNA. Its product is annotated as zinc finger CCHC domain-containing protein 10. Bases 192 to 602 code for a protein of 136 amino acids. Lineage: Eukaryota; Metazoa; Arthropoda; Insecta; Lepidoptera; Pieridae. The transcript has 3 exons. Gene Ontology annotation, molecular function: nucleic acid binding; zinc ion binding. The record is from RefSeq and is a predicted model, not a curated record.